Molecule: messenger RNA, 1147 nt
Organism: Zea mays
Lineage: Eukaryota; Viridiplantae; Streptophyta; Magnoliopsida; Poales; Poaceae
Exons: 5
Coding region: 1-1068 (355 amino acids)
Source: RefSeq, a predicted model, not a curated record
AUGGCGUCCAUGGUGAGGGGCGCGGUCACCAGGGCUCCAUGGACGAGCAGGAGCAAAGGGAGGAAGAUGGCCGGAGAGGAGCUUGAAGCUGAUGCCCCGAUGGCUGUGAAGGCACGAGCAAGGGCGCGCGCCGACCAUGGGAAGCUCCUGUGUCGAAGGGAGGAGGGGCACAGCGAAGGAAGGGCACCUGCUCGCGUUCGGACCAGAGGAGGUCCCUGCGAGAAGGAGGUGGAAGAAGGGCGCCGGUGGUCUGCUGCUAGCGUGAGGGAGCAGUGGAAGAGCUGUCCUGGAUGGAGCUCGGCCUCGUCGGGGUGGCAAUGGAGGCAACCUGAUGAGUGGGAGGUGUCCGUGGAGACCCCUGUGGAGCGUACUGAGCUGGACGUGGUCCUCCUCCUGGACGAGUUGGUGUACCCUGUGGUGAAACCAGCAGCUCUGCUUGCCCCCUCCCAUGGCACCUCCACCUCCCUGCGUGCCCUCUGCCCUUCUUCCUCCCCUGGCCGGGCUACUACGCAAAGCAGCGGCAGCAGCUUCCUUGGACGGCACCCAGAAAUUCCAGCAGAGCUCGCCCUAUUUUUUUUCCUCCUUGGCCGAAGUUUCCCCCUGCUGCUAGCUCAGCAACCAUGGCGAGCAGUCCCCGGCAGCGAGCUCCUCCCUUGCCUUGCUGUCGGACGUUCCUGCCACUACCUCGCUCCAUCGUCGCGCAGCGAACUCCAUCGCCGACCUGCGCAGCAAGCUGCGCGCUGCAGCAGCAGCCAUGAGAUCCCGUCCGUGUCGCCAGCGUCGACCCGAUCUGCGCAGCGGUGCCGGUCCACCGCAGCAGCCCCAUGCUGCGCCGUUGAUCUGAGCGGUUCGACUGUCUCCGCGUCUCGCUUCGCCGAAUCGGCGCAGCGCCGACGUGUCAUCGUGGGAACCCGUGCCCUUGUCGACGUCACGCCUUGCGCAUCGCUCGUCGGCAAAGAGCCCAAACUAAUGGCAUGCAUGCGCGGCAUGAGUCGGCCAGGACCGAGAGAUGGUGAUCGAGCAACUGACGUGGUGCCAACCACAAGCUGCAGAUGGAGGACAACCUAAGGAAGGAUGGACAUAACCAGUAGAUACUCGCCAAGCGAGUACCUACCCCAGCAAACACUAUCUAAGUGUUAAAUUAAAG